Molecule: messenger RNA, 585 nt
Organism: Zingiber officinale
Lineage: Eukaryota; Viridiplantae; Streptophyta; Magnoliopsida; Zingiberales; Zingiberaceae
Product: nudix hydrolase 16, mitochondrial-like
Exons: 4
Coding region: 1-585 (194 amino acids)
Cellular component (GO): nucleus; cytoplasm
Molecular function (GO): pyrophosphatase activity
Source: RefSeq, a predicted model, not a curated record
AUGUGCGAUUUGGUGGCCCGCACCGGUCGACAUCAACAGCGAUACGAGGCCGGUUGUCGCCUUGUUGCCGGGUGCAUCCCAUUUAGGUAUAAGAACUAUGAUACUUCUGAUGGGAAACAUGAUAUGGAACUUGAAGUUCUCAUGAUAAACUCACCUAGUAGGCCAGGUCUCCUAUUUCCAAAGGGAGGAUGGGAAAAUGAUGAAACAGUCGAAGAGGCAGCUGUACGAGAAGCCAUUGAAGAAGCAGGAGUAAGAGGAGAUAUAGUGACAUUCUUGGGGGACUAUCUCUUUAAAAGCAAAACCCUGCAAAAUGAAUUCAGCCCAGAAGGUUUGUGCAAAGCGGCCAUUUUCGCUCUGCAAGUGAGAGAGGAGCUACAAUCAUGGCCAGAGCAGAGCACCCGCUCUAGGUCGUGGGUUACCUUACCCGAAGCUGUGGAGCAAUGUAGACAUCCUUGGAUGCGGGAUGCUCUCAUCGAGGGAUUCUCAAAAUGGCAUGCGGGUAUAAGAACAAGGGCUGAAGGUGAAGCCACUCAAGAAGAAAAUGACCGACCUGGACAGGAGAGAAGCCUAGAAGAUGAAAGAUAA